Brassica rapa (field mustard) is the source of this 1862-nucleotide messenger RNA. RefSeq lists its product as uncharacterized. Gene Ontology annotation, molecular function: electron transfer activity. Lineage: Eukaryota; Viridiplantae; Streptophyta; Magnoliopsida; Brassicales; Brassicaceae. The record is from RefSeq and is a predicted model, not a curated record. Gene Ontology annotation, cellular component: plasma membrane.
UUUGAUAUAAUUUUUAGAUUGAAUUUAUAUAUUAUUUUUUAUUUUAAUAUAAUGAGGACUAAUUAUAAAAUUUAUAAAAAUAGCAUAUAAUUUUAUUUAUUUUUUAGUGAAAUUUUAAAUAACAUUAAUUUAUAAUAAUAUUAUAUUACUAAUUGCAAAUUAAUUGAUGCAUUUUUAAUAAUUUUUUUGUAUAUUUAAUUGAUUAAUGUAAAUAAUAUUAAAUAAUUAAUUAAAUGAUUUUAUUAUGAUGUAUUAACAGUAGAUACAAAUAUUGACUAUAUUUUAGUAAAAUAGAUUAUACAUUACUCUAGGUGACUCAAAGUUAAAAAAAAAAAGGAAAAAAGAAAGCAAAUUUGAUUAGAAAAAGGAAUAAAGAAAGCAAAUACAGUCCAAAACAGUUAUUAGAAUAACCAACUCAGCUUAAUGAAAAUUCAACACAAACAUGAUUAGAAAAGGAUUAGAAAGAUCUUUAAGCUUUGUUUUUUUUUCGAAAAAGGAAAAAACAAAACAUACAAUAUAACAAACAGGAUUAAAAUAUCAAAAUUCAUAUUAAAGUAAAAUCCUUAAGCGGCAAGGAUUAGGUUCCGCAAAGCUUAUAUAAAGAGAGUUACGGUCUUGUUUUAUCUUACUCACAUACUCAGCAUCAACGUCAUUGGUCUUCCUAAAGUUUUCUUUUUGGAUUAUCUUUCUUAUUUCCUAUCCGUCUUCUAUUGAUAAUGGCAACAACAGCAAGAGUCUUAUGCUUCGUGCUUGUGAUGGUUCUAAUGGGAUGUUGUUGCUCGGCAAAAAUUUACCAAGUCGGAGACUCGGAGGGAUGGAGAGCGAAGGGCGGCACCUAUUACACUUGGGCUAGGCGUAAGGAAUUCCAGGUGGGGGAUUCUCUGCUCUUUGAAUACGAUGGUAACGUCAACGACGUCACUCGAGUUUCCAGUGCUUUCGAAUACCAAUUCUGCAACUCUGCUUCUCCUCAAGCUGUCUACAAAACGGGCCACGAUCUCGUGACUCUCACGGAACCAGGUUAUCACUUCUUCAUCAGCUCAAAUCAUUCUCAAUGCGUAGCCGGACAGAAGCUCGUCGUUUUUGUCGUCCAAUACCAUCAGAUUCCUCCACCACCACCGAGAAAGAUCCUUCCGUUUGCAAAAGAUUUCAAGGUCGGUGACUCCCAAGAAUGGAGGGUUCCUGACGAAAGUGACUUCUAUGCCAAGUGGAGUGAGCAGAAACAGUUUCACGUGGGAGACAAUCUUCUUUUCUACUACAACUACGAAGUCGACGACGUCUUAGAAGUCAGCGGUGAUCUUGAGUUCAAAUCUUGCGACACUUCCUCUCCUGUUGCCGUGCACAAUUCGGGACAAGACCUCGUAAGGAUAACAAAACCAGGAAUCCACUAUUUCAUAACCUCGAAGACUGGUCAUUGUGAGGAUGGGCUUAAGCUUCGAGUGUUGGUGCGACCACUAUCCAGAGGUGUUCCCAACAAGAUGCCGUUGUCACCUUUGGACCGCCUCAUCAAGUGGCUGCAGUCCUUCAGACCCCAACCCCAUCAUUAAGAAGAACUCGUUUCCCUUUUUUUUUAGAUUACCUUAAUUAUAAGGGUUUUUUUUCUUUAUCGUUUUAGUUCUUAAGUUUAUUUCCCUAUAAUGCGUGUGUGUUUUAUUUAUUUCAAUCGUUUUGGAGACACUUGAUUCGAGCAUAUUGAAUAAAGUUAUUUUUUCUUAAUUCUAACUCUACAUCACAAAACAAGAAGACCUGGAUAUUACAAACAUGAACAUAAUAAGACCCACCCAAAUACCCAAUAGCUCCACCUCCACGAAAUCAAAGAAAUUCACCAAAUGAAAGACAAGUAAACCCGAUACCCUAAUCAAUUC